Molecule: messenger RNA, 633 nt
Organism: Cercopithifilaria johnstoni
Lineage: Eukaryota; Metazoa; Nematoda; Chromadorea; Rhabditida; Onchocercidae
Source: the annotation of a GenBank genome assembly
AUGAUGGUGAAGAAAAAUGAAACAUUUUCGAUUCUUACUGAAAUCGAUUACUCAUUUACCGUGAUGCUAAUUGGUGAUAGUUGCUGUGGUAAAACUUGUUUGUUGAUUCGAUUUAAAGAUGGCGCCUUUCUAAAUAAUAAUUUUAUUGCCACUGUUGGAAUUGAUUAUCGAAAUAAAUUGGUUGAAAUAGACAAUGCUAAAGUUAAGUUGCAAAUUUGGGAUACAGCUGGUCAAGAAAGAUUUCGCGCAAUAACAACAACAUAUUAUCGUGAUGCUGAUGCUCUUCUUCUUGUUUAUGAUUUAACAAAUCGACAAAGUUUUAUUGAUAUUCGAGAUUGGCUUACACGAAUUAAAGAAAAUGCUAAGGAAACAGUGCUGAUAACACUUGUUGGCAAUAAAAUGGAUUUACAAAGUAGUCGGAAAGUGGAAUAUGAAGAAGGAAGACAACUUGCCGAAGCUUACAAUAUUGGAUUUAUAGAAACAAGUGCUAAAAGUGGUCAAAAUGUGAAAGAGACAUUUCAGGAAAUUACACGAAAACUUAUCAAAAUGCAAAAUGGUGAAAAUGUAAACAAAUCAACAAUCGAACUUAUUGGUACAUUAUCAAAGAGCUCUUCUUGUUGCUUAACUUUCUGA